Molecule: messenger RNA, 1398 nt
Organism: Dendrobium catenatum
Lineage: Eukaryota; Viridiplantae; Streptophyta; Magnoliopsida; Asparagales; Orchidaceae
Product: DNA repair protein RAD51 homolog 2
Exons: 10
Coding region: 278-1378 (366 amino acids)
Biological process (GO): double-strand break repair via homologous recombination
Cellular component (GO): replication fork; Rad51B-Rad51C-Rad51D-XRCC2 complex
Molecular function (GO): ATP binding; single-stranded DNA binding; ATP-dependent DNA damage sensor activity
Source: RefSeq, a predicted model, not a curated record
UUUUAAGUGUUAAAUCUAUAAAUAGAAUAAUAUAAGAUGGUAUGUAUGUAAAUCUCGCAAAAUUUAUGCAAUAUAUUAUGCAAAAUAGUUAUUCAUCAACCAUAUUAUAUUAACAUAACAAACUACACAACCCAAGCCAUGGCGGGAAGAAAUUGUUUUGCUUUUGUAGUUCUUUUAUAUUUUUGUUAGUGGAAUCGAAUUCCCAACUCUAAUCCAGCAUUCACAUCUUUUGGGAACGCUUGGGCCUCGACUGGAGUGGCAAGCUCCGCAGAGGUAGAUGGCAAACAAACUUGUAGCACAUAUGGGUCUCGCUCAAUCCAUCGCUAAUCGUUUGGCGGCACGCAACAUCCGAACUGCAAAGGAUGCUCUCUCAUUACCCGAAUUCGACCUAAUGACUCUUCUUGGAGUUGAUAUGAAGGAUGUCAAGGAAGCUGUGGCGCGCAUCAGCGAGGUCGCGUGUCCUCCCUAUCAAACUGCGCUUUCGCUUCUGGAAGAGCGGCUGAUGAAUGAUACAUCUGGUGGUCGUCUUCCUACGUCUCUGACGGGUCUUGAUGAUGCUUUGGGCGGAGGUAUCCCAUUUGGUGUUCUCACAGAAUUGGUUGGUCCCUCAGGGAUUGGCAAAAGUCAGUUUUGUUUAAAACUCUCACUAUUAGCAGCUUUGCCUGCCAGUUAUGGAGGUCUAGAUGGUCGUGUGAUAUAUAUUGAUACCGAGUCAAAAUUUAGUUCACGCAGGAUGAUAGAGAUUGGAAGGAAUAGUUUUCCUAAGAUAUUUCAUUCUGAAGGGAUGGCACAGGAGAUGGCUGGAAGAAUAAUAGUUCUGCGCCAAACAUCAUUAUCAGAAAUUACUGAGAGCAUGAUACUUCAAUGUCAAUUCCUCCCUCUACAUAUUUAUGAUCAAGUUACUAGAGCUUCAUGCUUUGUUUAUUUCUUCCGUUCAUAUUGCAGGGAAAAAGGAAGUAGUAGUAGUAGUAUGUCUGGGAGUCAUCCGCCGAAAUGCCCUUUUUCAUUUUUGAAGUCCAUUGCCGAGUUUUCUCGUAUACCUAUUGUGGUGACAAACCAAGUGCGUGGUCACAACAAUGAAGAAAUCUCUCGGUAUUCAUUUUUAGGGAAAGACACUGAUCUUAGUGUUGAGAAGUUUGAGACUCAUCAUGUUGCUGCUUUGGGGAUUCAAUGGGCGCAUGCGGUAACCAUACGUCUUAUCUUUGAGGCUCAUUCAGGUCAGAAAUUUAUAAAGGUGGCAAAAUCCCCGUUCUCUCCACCACUAGCAUUUCCAUUCACGGUGACUUCAUCAGGGGUCACAUUACUCGCUGAUGAUGGUAUUGAAAUGAUAGGACAGGAGAUCGGCAUGAUCCGUUGUCAAGGUUUGUCAAUGGACUGAGACAAUGCUAUCAAAGGAAA